Trichechus manatus latirostris (Florida manatee) is the source of this 939-nucleotide messenger RNA. Its product is annotated as olfactory receptor 4F3/4F16/4F29-like. Gene Ontology annotation, biological process: G protein-coupled receptor signaling pathway. The record is from RefSeq and is a predicted model, not a curated record. Lineage: Eukaryota; Metazoa; Chordata; Mammalia; Sirenia; Trichechidae. Gene Ontology annotation, cellular component: plasma membrane. The transcript has a single exon. Gene Ontology annotation, molecular function: G protein-coupled receptor activity; olfactory receptor activity.
AUGGGUAGACUAAAUGACUCUGUGAUUUCUGAGUUUGUGUUGCUGGGACUCUCCAGUUCUUGGGAAACUAAAGUUUUUCUCACAUUGACAUUCUCUUUGCUCUAUUUAGGGAUCAUCCUGGGAAACCUUUCCAUUUUGUUUUUGGUGAUUCUUGAUUCUCAUUUACAUUGUCCUACUUACUUCCUGCUGGCCAAUCUGUCCCUCAUUAAUGUGGGUCUUUCUUCUACCACAGUCCCCAAGCUGAUCACAGACCUUCUAAAUGAAUACAAAGUAAUUUCUUUUCAAGGCUGUAUGACACAGAUAUGCUUCAUCCACAUCAGAGGAGGAGUGGAGAUGGUGUUACUCAUAGCCAUGGCGUUUGACAGAUACAUGGCAAUCUGUAAGCCUCUUCACUACCUGACCAUCACGAGCGCUAAAGUAUGUGUUUCAACCACAGUCAUGGGUUGGGUAAUUGGGGUUAUCCAUGCUAUGUCUCAGUUUUCAUUUGUUAUUAAUUUGGCCUUUUGUGGGCCCAAUAAAAUAGACAGCUUUUAUUGUGACUUUGCUAGGAUCAUAAAACUUGCUUGCACAGAUGGAUACAAAUUUGAGUUUAUUAUUGCUGCCAUUAGUGAGUUCAUGAUCAUGGGAACCUUCUUCCUGCUAAUGCGUUCCUAUGCCUUCAUUUUGGUCACUGUCUGGAAACGCUCCUCAGGUGAUUUAUCGAAAGCAUUUGUCACUUUUUGUCAGCUCACAUCACUGUGGUUGUUCUUUUUUGUCACUCCAUGAAUAUUUCUUUAUGUGUGGCCUUUCCCUACAUCAUUACGUGAUAAAUAUCUGUUCAUUGUUGACUUUGCUAUCACCCCUGUCUUGAAUCCUGCCAUCUAUACAUUAAGGAACGAAGACAUGAAGAUAGCAAUGAAAAGAUUGAACAAACGACAAUGUUAUGUCAGAUUUUGCUGA